GAAAAUUUAUCAUGCUUAAUCAUAAUUAAUACAAUAUGAUCUCAAUUAAUGGUUUGAAAAUGACUAAACAGUUUUUGCUUCUGUUUAAUUUAUAUAUUUCUAUGAUCGUAUUCCUAUAUAUAUCUCAAUGGUAAAUGCAUAUAACACGAUCACAAGUACUUGUAAAAAUUUCAAGUUUUAGAAAUGGCAUUCCUUAUUGGAGAACAAUCGGCUGAGCUUCUACAAGCUCAAGCUAAAUUUUGGAACCACGAAUAUAACUUCAUUUAUAUCGCAUCUCUCAAAUGUGUAACUCAACUAGGCAUACCGGAUAUCAUCUACAAACAUGGUAAACCAAUUACACUCCAACAGCUAGCUGAUGUACUCCCCAUCAACAAAGCAAAAGUUCAUGGUGUGUACCGCCUCAUUAGGGUUCUAGUCCAUUCAGGGUUCUUCACCAAGGAAAAAGUUUCCGAUGAUGUUGCCAAUAUGGGGUAUUGGCUUACACCGGCUUCUCGUCUCCUCAUCAAAGACCAGUCCUUGAGUAUGAUACCAGUUUUGGAGGCCAGUUUCUAUCCUACUUACUUGAAGCCAUGGCAUCAUAUGAGUGAAUGGUUUCAAAAUGACGACCUCUCUGCAUUUGAGACAGCCCAUGGAAGCACCUUAUGGGACUAUGCUAGUCACGACCCAAAGCUCAAUGAGUUUUUCAAUGAGCACAUGGUUAACGACACAGAGUUGUUGAGUAGGAUAGUUAUUAGAGAUUGCCAAAACGUCUUCGAUAAUAUGAAGUCUAUGGUGGAUGUUGGAGGAAACACGGGAUUUAUGGCCAAAGCUAUUGCAGACGCUUUCCCACACUUGCACUGUGCUGUGUUUGAUCUUCCACACGUUGUUGCAGGCUUGAAAGGUAGUAAAAACUUGACUUACAUCGAGGGAAACAUGUUUGAAUCAAUUCCUCAAGCAGAUGCAGUUAUGCUCAAGUGGAUAUUGCAUGACUGGAGUGACGAAGAGAGUCUGAAAAUAUUGAAGAAAUGCAAAGAAGCAAUCCCAAGCAAGGAGAAUGGAGGAAAAGUGAUCAUUGUUGAUAUGAUUGUACGAAACAACAAGGAAGACCAUCAACAGACUGAAACUCAGCUCUUCUAUGAUCUAUUGAUGAUGGUCUUGAUCAAUGGAAAAGAAAGAACUGAGAAAGAGUGGGAAGAACUUUUCUUUGAUGCUGGCUAUAGUGGCUACAAGAUUGCGUAUGAAUUAGGAUUGUGGUCUCUCAUUGAGGUUUAUCCUUGAUUAUCCAGUCUAUUAUAAUCAAGCAAAAACUUUUUUUUAUCUUAAAAUAUACCUUUGAGUUAUGUAAUUCACUUAAUUUGGAUGCUUGGUGCGAAAAUAAGCUGUCUUGGCAAGAUUUUCAUUUUUAUUUAUCUUGUACUUCUGUUUGAUGACAUGAACUAUUACUUCACUGCUUAAUAUG
Messenger RNA from Olea europaea var. sylvestris, 1438 nucleotides. RefSeq names its product trans-resveratrol di-O-methyltransferase-like. Lineage: Eukaryota; Viridiplantae; Streptophyta; Magnoliopsida; Lamiales; Oleaceae. The record is from RefSeq and is a predicted model, not a curated record. Gene Ontology annotation, molecular function: S-adenosylmethionine-dependent methyltransferase activity; protein dimerization activity; O-methyltransferase activity. The transcript is spliced from 2 exons. Bases 184 to 1257 code for a protein of 357 amino acids. Gene Ontology annotation, biological process: methylation.